This is a messenger RNA of Podarcis raffonei (Aeolian wall lizard), 3309 nucleotides long. It is a transcript of the gene LRRC69, whose product is annotated as leucine rich repeat containing 69. The record is from RefSeq and is a predicted model, not a curated record. Gene Ontology annotation, molecular function: protein binding. The coding region runs from base 445 to 1653 and encodes 402 amino acids. Lineage: Eukaryota; Metazoa; Chordata; Lepidosauria; Squamata; Lacertidae. The transcript is spliced from 8 exons.
CAGAAGGUUCAAUCCUCUGCAACUCCAGGCAGGUCUGGGAGAAAAACGUGUCUGAAACCAGGAGAAGACUCUGCCAGUCAGUGUAGACAGUAGUGAGCUAGAUGGAUGAAAUUGUCCGACUCAGUAGGCAGCUUGCAAUGUUCCUAUGUCCCAGCCUCCCCUUCCUGGCCCCAUCCUAGAGAUAGAUAAUUUCUACACUCCUGCAUUUGUGUUUUGUUGUUAUGCACCUACAAACAAUGCUAUUUCUUCUUGUCCAGUUCCUACUGCGCCUUUUUAUAAAGAGAAGCCGCCAAAAAUCACGACUAGUCGCCCUUAUCUCCUCCCCUCGCUGCCCCUGCUUCAACUUCUUAUUUGCAGGGACCGGGCAUCUGCCUGCGGCUUUCCUAACAUUGCCGGACUACAGUUCCCAUCACCCACCCCGGUCUCCAUGCCUCUCCCUUGCGCAUGCGCAGUCUCACCGCGGCCCCUCGUAACGUAGACGCGCGUUACCAUGGCCGCGAGGCCUCAGGACGACGCGCCGCUUUCGCCGUAUCCAUGGCGACGGCGAGACCUUGUUUACACCCGCGGUUUCUACGGCGCCGCGGAGGUGACCGGGCCGGAGGGAGAGGAAACAUGACGGCGGAGCUACUCCGGGCUCUGCGUGGUGGGCCAGGGACUCGCUGCCUGUCGCUGAAGGCGCGGGGGCUACGCCGCCUGCCGCGGGGGUUGGGGAAGAUGAAGGGCCUGGAGAGACUGAGCUUGCGGGAUAACAGCCUGCGCCGGCUGCCCCAGGAUAUGAAGGCUCUGGGCCGGUUGAAGGUACUAAAUUUGGGAAAUAAUAAUUUUGAGGAGGUUCCAGAGCAGCUGAAAUACCUCAAGUCUCUGCAGACUCUUCAUUUGUUUAGGAACAAGAUCACCAGAAUAUCACCCUUAAUAUUUGAUGGAUUGCAAAAUUUAGUACUCCUCAAUCUGAACAACAACCAACUUAGUUAUCUUCCUCCAGAGAUACAAAGGCUUGAACAUCUUGAAUGCUUGAGUUUAGACAAUAACCGACUGCAAAAAAUUCCCAAAGAAUUCUGUUAUCUCCGAAAGUUGUGUGAACUCCAUUUGUUCAACAAUUCCAUCACUGCACUCCCUGAAGAGAUUAAAUACCUGAGAAAACUCAAGAUCUUGAUUUUGGCAAGAAAUCAAAUAGAAGAACUUCCUGAUGGACUUUGCAAAUUGAAGAGGCUUAGAGUUCUAGAUGUAGCAGGAAACAAUAUCCAGAUCUUCCCAACAGCAAUGGAAGAUCUUGAACUGGAGGAACUUUAUUGUGAAAGUAAUCCAUUGCUUCAGAAACAUCCAGUUAGUGCCAUACAAGAGGAGGACAUUUUGACUCUUAAGGAACUAACAGCAAGAUUUAUUCUUGAUCAACUGGAAAAGAAAAACUUUAAUUUACACAGGGCGCUAAAGCAGAACUUAAAUGCACAGAAGAUGCUUGCCCAUAAACAAGAAUGUGCUCAGUGCAGACGUGGCUUUCUGGGCAUGUGGCUAGAAUGUGUACAGUUCGUGGAUAUAAGACAGCGAAUGAAGACUAGCAGAAACUUGGAGCUCUUACCUGUCAAGGCACUUCUGUGCUCAUACAAAUGCUUUAAUCACAGCGGCCACGAACUCUUUGGGAUUGCUGUACCCUAGAGCAAGCAAUAAACCCAGGAUCUCACCCAGCUGGCAAGUUGCAACUAUUGUGACACUCUUAAGAACGGAACCAGAACAUAGCAUUUUGUGCUAUAUCCAUAUUCAAUGUGAAAUACACAGUUGUGUUGGAACAAUGGUGGCAGAGAAGUGAUUUAGUGGUGGGCAGGAAUUAUUUCCUACAGCUGUACAGUUGGUGUGUUUUGGCAGCCUUGACUCUCCUUCUGAAAAUGGAUGAAGUUAAUGGCAUUGUUUAACAGUGAGGUAAAAGUUUUAUAAUGUAAACUCUAACUAGCCUAGGUUACUGUGGUUUCUUUUGGCUUCUCUGUUAUGAUCCGUGCACCUUAAUCUGAAAUUCUGAUAAGUGUUUCUCCCCCCCUGAAGAUUUAGGGUCAGACCUUAAAACUGCAAAAGAACACUUUUAACGUGUGUCCAGUGAUUACGUAGUGCUUGAUUUCCAUUAUAAAUCCUGUUUUCUAGAAGUUUAUAACUUGGCUUUAACAUUUGGCAUGCAUAAUUUUCAACACAGAAGAAAAUGUGUUGGAGUGUUUUUAAAAAGAAAGGGAAUUGGUACAUAUUAAGAAGGAUUUCUUUGCUCAUAGGAACUUUGAUUAUAAGAAAGCUGUGUAUCCUGGCAACCUUUGGAAAAAAGAACAUUCCAUGGAGAAGCAAGCAGUUUGAUAGGACGUUCACAUGCUUGCUUGCUUUUCCACUUUUAUUUCUUUGCAUGUUUUAUCUUCAGUGUUUCCAGUGCUAUUUUACUAGAAAACUCGCCAUGUUCUCUUAUAAUGGCAAAGGCGCCCACCUGAGAGGUGCUGGAACUGAAAAAAAGUAUUUCUAUGCUGCAAUUCCUCCUGGUUUGCAAUUUGCAUUCUCAUCUCAUGUAAUUAAUUGCAGUGCUACAGAAAACAGGGCUGUUUCUUAAACUUGAUCCUAAAUUUAAGCAUGUGGAUUGACUUUACUGUUUACAUACUGAGAUCAUUCGUGUUCUGAUCUAAACAAAGAAAGAUGUAUUUAAAUUUGAAAUAGUAAGUAGAACCAUGUACUUCCCUAAAUUGCAGAUAUUUUGUAUACGAUUCCCCCCCCCCUUUUUAAAGAGAAAGCAUUCUAUGUAACAUAGUGACUUGGAAAUCAAGCGAAACUCAAGUGAGUUCCUAGAAUGAAACUAGUGACCACAUUCAAGACAGCAUUCAGCAUUUCAAGUGUAAACCCCAGCUUAGCACACCGCUCAUUUUCAAGAAAGCUGUAAAAAUGUGUUUUCUGUCUUGAAGAUUGAGACAUCAGAAUGAAAGCUGAUGUCAGCAUCUAGAAUACUGUUCAGUUUUUCAAGUACAGGCCCCAGCUUGCACCCACCCUCCUUUGACAAAGGUCAAGGGUGUGCAAAAUAAAUUAGAAUCAGCAGGGCUUUUUUCAGGUGGAACUUGCCAGUUCCUCUCAGGUGGGUAACAUUGCCAUUAUAAGAGAUGUUCUCUUUUUCUAGAAAAAUAGCACUGAAACAGAUGUCUGAAGUGGAGACUCUCAAACACAGUUCUUCACUAGUGCAUAAUGAUUUCAAAAUGUAAUUUCAUUUGUCAAGUGAUAGUUACAUAGAAACAGCACUUCUUAGGCAGUAUGUUUUAGCUUACAAUAUGGGGAAGAAUAAAGACCCUGUUUAAAAUA